Messenger RNA from Phycomyces blakesleeanus NRRL 1555(-), 1942 nucleotides. RefSeq lists its product as hypothetical. The transcript is spliced from 7 exons. Gene Ontology annotation, molecular function: triacylglycerol lipase activity. Gene Ontology annotation, biological process: lipid metabolic process. The annotation marks the transcript as partial. The record is from RefSeq and is a predicted model, not a curated record. Lineage: Eukaryota; Fungi; Mucoromycota; Mucoromycetes; Mucorales; Phycomycetaceae.
GGUUGACCCAAAUCUAAAAAAGAAGUCUGAAAAGCACAGCCCUUUAGCAACAAACAAACCCAAGAACAAACCCACAGCCACGGCUACGGACACGGCCACAGCCACGGCUACCAUAAACUCUCGAGACCAUACAAAUAAUCCAAACAAGCGCCGGAUCAAAGAAUUUGAUGUCGAAUACGUCAAUGAAGAUCAUGUCGCUGCUUUCGUAAAGGCCCUCGCUCAAGAUCCACUUAACAACUCGGAAAAUAGCCCAGAACACAUUUCGGCCUCUAGCCAACUUAUGCCGGUCAGAAAGAAGCUUCCGAGAAAGGAAAGGCGUCUGGCACGCGAGCAAGAAGCCAUCACGCCAAACGGAAUUUCCCAGUCUUUACUGCGAUAUCCCUUGAUAAUCUGUAUCGGAUUCACUAUACUCGUUGAACUGUUGCUUUACAUUGGAUUAAGGCAGAUUGUCAGGGUGUGGGAGAAUAGCAUUAGUUGGCGAGGAAAACGCCGUCAGUUGAGAAACAGACUCCGGGAAGCUGGAUCAUAUGCAGAAUGGUGCACGGCUGCAGACGCACUCGACAACUACAUGGGCAAGGACCAGUGGAAGAAGGCUGCACCCUAUGGAUUCUACGACUAUCGGCUCAUCCAGAAAGUCAUCCAGCACCUCAAAAAAUACCGCCAAAGCGAUGAUCCCGAAGACGCCUUUAAUCUCAAGGACGUCCUCUACGCAUGUCUCAAGCAAAACUUUGCCGGAAUUGAAAACUCAAAGCUGUACAGCAACACUUACCUUGGAACAAAAGUACUUGUAGAAGAAUACGUCAACGAAGUUACACGCGCAAUCGAUGCCUUGGCCAGAUCUCCUCACCUGUCAUCCAAAGACAAACUACUGGCCUUCAAACUCUACUCUCGCAACUACGGCCGGUCCGCAUUCUGUCUGUCUGGUGGUGCCGGAUUCGGCUACUACCACCUGGGUGUCAUCCGUGCCCUGCUGGACAGAAACCUGCUGCCGUCCAUCAUCACCGGUACAUCGGCUGGAUCGCUGCUGGGCGCCAUUGUGUGUACUCGCACCGACGAAGAACUCCGCCAGGUGCUCGUUCCUGGUCUUGCUGAGCGGAUCAACAUUGUCGACGGCACCUUUGUCGACCGGCUCAAGAACUACUUCAAGACCGGCGCCAUCUUUGAUUCCGAAAAGUGGUGUCGGGAGGCAAUGUGGUACACGCGCGGAUCGAUGACCUUUAAAGAAGCAUAUGAACGAACAGGACGAAUCUACAAUGUGUCGGUUGUUCCGUCAGAUGCCCACUCGCCCCCCAAACUACUAAACUACAUCACUGCUCCUGACUGUGUUAUCUGGAGUGCUGUACUGGCAUCAGCUGCCAUUCCUGGUGUCCUUAAUGCAGUUGUGUUGAUGCAAAAGACAAAAACCGGCCAAUUGAUUCCGUACAACUACGGCCAUCGAUUCAAGGACGGAAGUUUGCGCACAGACAUUCCUUCCCAGACCCUGCACAACUACUUUAAUGUCAACUAUACUAUCGUCAGCCAAGUCAACCCUCACAUCCAUCUCUUUUUUUAUGCUCCCCAAGGUAGUCCCGGAAGACCUGUGACUCAUUUGAAUGGCAAAGGAUGGCGUGGUGGAUUCUUGGCUUCGACUAUGGAACAAGUAUUGAAACUCGAAUUGUCUAAAUGGCUCAAGGUGCUCAGAGAUCUCGAUCUGCUUCCCAAACUUCUCAACCAAGACUGGAGUUCCAUUUGGUUACAAAAGUUUGAUGGUGAUGUUACUAUUCUUCCUAAAUCAAAGCUGUCUGAUUGGUUACACUUGUUGUCUGAUCCUAAUGAGGAACGACUCAAGAUGCUCUUCCGAGUCGGUGAGUUGCGUACCUGGCCAAAGAUCACGAUGAUUUCAAACCGGAUGAGAAUCGAGAAUGCAAUUGAACUGAACCGCAAGGCUCUCAAGAACACGAUC